AUCACCUGGGAGAAAUGAAGGAGAUUUAUUCUCUAAUGGAGGAUCUGAACCACAAAGUCACCAAUGUACUGCAGUCCACUGCCAAGACUUAUCCUGAAAAGAGCAGAACUGACAAGUUCAUCACUCGCUUCUUAAUGCGUGAGUGUAUUGGUCAGCUGACUGCCCUACAGCGCCCCCUAGAGUCGGCCUCAGACCAUAUGGACGAGGAAGCCCGAGCAGAAAACACUGACAUCAAGCCUAUCGAGCCUCGUGACGUCCUGCCUAAGCCUGACGUUAUUCCGGGGCGCGUCGGACGUCGCACCAAACAUCAGAUCAGUAGUCAAUCCUCAGUCCCCUCAGAAGGUUCAGUAAAUCCUAUAGCACUAACAGCACAAGUGGAUAGACUGUCUGAUCUGCUUGACAGACUGGAACAUGGGGUUAACUUUAAAGGAUUUGUUGAUGAAGACAUGAAUGCCACAGCCGAGGAUCAGUACAUCCUGCAGCAGAGGAAUAUGGAGGUCGUCAAGGGGAAAGAAGAAGAUUUCCGUACGACUCUCCGUCAGUAUGUGGAGGACACGAACAACGCUCCUGGUGCACUCAAUAUUAGUGUGAGGUUCUUCAAAGAUACUGGAGUGUUUACGCUGUAUGAAAUCUGGGAAGCAGAAGACAAGGAGAAGCAAUAUCGGGAGAAGAAGUCCUUUGAUUCUGUGUUUUCUGGUCUAACGUCAAAUGUCUCCCUGUCCUCAAUCACCUUCCCAAAAAUCUGGUGGUUGAAGCAAUAAAGAGUCCUGUCAGGGAGGAGGGAAGACAACUGUCGUGUAUGCAGGGUAUAGGCCUGCAGUGGUCUACUGUACUGACAGAUAUUAUAGCCAAGUCUUUUAUCAAACUUUUAUUUUACCUCUGCUGUGCACAAUUCUAUGUUGUAUUUUAUAUUACCUUUUUGUUUAUUGUUAGUCAUCAUUUUAUAGUGUUUUUUUUUUACGUGUUUACUGAUAUUUAAAUUUUCUACUGAUAUGAAUUCAGUAACAUCUGUGUCAUCAUAAACAAUCGGUGUUAUACGAGCGGCAUUUCAAAAGUCCUGAGAACUGUUUAAUAAGAAAAAAACCGUUUUACGGAAAUUAUUGAGUUUUAUAUCAUUGGAAAAAUCAGAAAAAUAUACACAUAUUGUGACGUCACUUUAUAAUUUUUAUGACGUAAAAUCUCCGAAAAUGACGUCAGAAUCUAGAAUGUUUAGCAUACUGAAAAGUCGCGUUUUUAUCCACAUGAGACGAUUUUAAAAGUGCUGCCAAAGGCUUAUUUGAAAAAAUAUUUCAAAGAAAAUUUUCAUUUGCACAGAAGUAGAGUAGGAGUAUGGAACUGUUUAUCAACAAUUCUAUAUUUCAUUGUUUGGUUUGUUUACUAGCACGGUUUAUGUCCGGUUAUGCUAUCAUCAACAUUCAUUAUACCCCCCCGCUUGAAAAGCGGGAGGGUAUAUAGUAAUCGUUAAUUCCGUCCGUCCGUCUGUUACGCUUUUGGGUACCCAUCUCUUAUCCGUAACUCCUCUCAUACCACUGAAUGAAAUUUGAUGAAACUUUCACAGAAUCCUUAUUACAUACUGCCAUUGUGCACCUCCUACUUUACUUUUUGAUCCGACACAUAUUUUGGGUUUCCCGGCCACAGGAAAACAUGGACUUUUUCACCAGUUAUAACCAUAUGGGAGGCGGGGGGUAUCAUUUAGUGAGCUCAUCGCUCACAGUACCUCUAGUUUAUGAUUUUAAGUUACAUGAUACGACUGGAUUUUCGGUCUUUUAUAUAGUUCUCCAUUGUAUGAAAUAAAACAUAUUCUGUAUAAAACUGAAGUAUAUUAAUGCGGUUUUCAACAAAUGUAUUUUGAGUAACAGUACUCUUAUCGUUUACAAAUAAAAUGUAUAAAAGUCUUGCCCCUGACUUGUUUCUGUCCGUAUUUUUUCUUAUAGGUUCAACUCCGGCGCCCCAAAACUCACUACUGCUUUUGACUUUUGAAUCCAAGAAAGGUUUAUAAGUUACACAGACAUGUAGAAUCUUAUUUAAUUUCCAUGAAUUAAAUUUUGCGAAUAUGUGGAGGUUCGAUGGGGUUACAACUGCGCCCGUGCCAUUUUGGAUUUUACGAGAAAAUAUGGGGUACACUAAACUUAACUUCUCUUGAGCCUUCAUCGAUCCCACAAAUCUGGUUAAAACACCUGAAGAAUUGAUGCCAUCAAAUUCUGU
Molecule: messenger RNA, 2205 nt
Organism: Saccostrea cuccullata (small rock oyster)
Lineage: Eukaryota; Metazoa; Mollusca; Bivalvia; Ostreida; Ostreidae
Product: N-terminal EF-hand calcium-binding protein 3-like
Exons: 9
Coding region: 15-761 (248 amino acids)
Biological process (GO): regulation of amyloid precursor protein biosynthetic process
Cellular component (GO): cytoplasm
Source: RefSeq, a predicted model, not a curated record